UAUUUUUAUUGCACGUGGAAGUUUUCGAUAUCUUCAUGAAUUUUGACCUUCCGUUUAUGUUAUUCUAACGGUCAAACAUCUAUUUCUUUCAGAAAUUUUGUCGAAAGCACUUCACAUAUGUCUAACUAUAAACAGUUACUGAAUAAAAUGCGUGCUUUUCGCGAUCGAUCCCAAGGUCCGAAAGGGACUAGCACCUCCAAGGAAUCGCUGCCGCGCGGAAGUGCAGGAUCCAUCGUUUCAAGCGUUUACGAAUUCGACGACAGUGACACCGAGAUGCCUGCAUCAGCUGCAAAGAGUGCAUCCGCCGCUGUUCCACCUCCUCAUUCUUCUGCUUCUGCUGCACCGUCAAAAGUGAACAAUGCUACAGCUCCGCGUGCCCCUCAAACCACGAAGAAAGCAGCGCCUUUUGGAACCACCAGUUCUCACGCUGCCUCAAAAACGACGACAGCGCCUGUCUGCAACGCCCGUGAGCAGGCGUCGAACAGAACGACAGCUUUUUCGCCGUUAACGCUGUCGGCCAAGGGAUCGACAACUAGCGCUUUGCAAGCCCUUGUGACCUAUCUGGGAGCGCAGCCGACGACUAGUCAACGCGUGAAGGGUUUGGAAGAGCAGCUGGCGGAAUUGACCAACGAGGAAAACCUGUAUCAGGCCGCUAAGAAGGAUUUAUUUACCGUGGCAGGGGACAUUGUCAAAGAGUACAAGAAAAUGGACGAGAACGCGAAGCGCUUCAAGUGUUCAGUGGCCGCACAAAACCGCGAGGCGUUUGCUGUUGCCAGCGUGGAUGUUUUGGAUCUGGGAAAGGCACUGCAAGCCCAUCGUCAUCGUGCGCUGCAGAAGCGGAAACGACUGGAAGAGGAGUUGCGGACGGAGAAAGCUAAACCCGGUAGUAUUCGCAAAUGAGAAAUGUAUAGAACGCAAUCAUAGAUUCAUAAUGUGCGUGCUGCGUACGAGCACGUACAGAUACAGUCCCAAAUGUCCUGACCACCCAACUGAUUUGUUCCAGCAUUUCUUUUCAUCUGAAGAUUUGUUUCUUGUUCUUUACUACGCCGGACGCUUAUUUGAUUCGGGUGAAUUUUUUUCUGUUUCGAUUUCUGAUUAGUUUUCACUGUUAGUGCUCACACAUUUUAGUGGUGGGUUAUGUUUCUGGUUAAGCUGUGCACUUGAUUA
Molecule: messenger RNA, 1167 nt
Organism: Paramacrobiotus metropolitanus
Lineage: Eukaryota; Metazoa; Tardigrada; Eutardigrada; Parachela; Macrobiotidae
Exons: 2
Coding region: 118-900 (260 amino acids)
Source: RefSeq, a predicted model, not a curated record